Cygnus atratus (black swan) is the source of this 1590-nucleotide messenger RNA. RefSeq names its product tyrosinase (gene TYR). The record is from RefSeq and is a predicted model, not a curated record. Gene Ontology annotation, biological process: pigmentation; melanin biosynthetic process. Lineage: Eukaryota; Metazoa; Chordata; Aves; Anseriformes; Anatidae. Gene Ontology annotation, molecular function: tyrosinase activity. The transcript is spliced from 5 exons. Bases 1 to 1590 code for a protein of 529 amino acids.
AUGUCUCUGUUUGCCAUGGGUUUCCUGCUAGUCAUCCUUCAGCCGUCUGCCGGGCAGUUCCCCAGAGCCUGUGCAAACACCCAGAGCUUGCUGAGGAAGGAGUGCUGUCCUCUCUGGGAUGGAGACGGGUCCCCUUGUGGGGAGCGUUCCAACAGAGGGGCCUGCCAGGCCAUACUUCUCUCUCAAGCUCCACUGGGGCCACAGUUCCCUUUCUCAGGAGUGGAUGACAGAGAGGACUGGCCUUCUGUGUUUUACAACCGGACCUGCAAAUGUAAAGGUAACUUCAUGGGAUUCAGCUGCGGGGAGUGCAAGUUUGGUUUCUCGGGACUCAACUGCACUAAAAGGCGACUGAGAACGAGAAGAAACAUCUUCCAGCUCACCAACAGCGAGAAGGACAAGUUUCUUGCCUACCUUAACUUGGCAAAGAACACCCCCAGCCAGGACUAUGUCAUUGCCACUGGCACGUAUACCCAGAUGAACAACGGCUCCAACCCCAUGUUCAGAAACAUCAAUGUGUACGACCUCUUUGUGUGGAUGCAUUAUUAUGCUUCUCGAGACACACUCUUAGGUGGGUCCAAUGUGUGGCGGGACAUCGAUUUUGCCCAUGAAGCCCCUGGUUUUCUGCCUUGGCAUCGUGUCUUUCUGCUCCUCUGGGAAAGUGAGAUCCAGAAGAUAACAGGUGAUGAGAACUUCACCAUCCCCUACUGGGACUGGCGAGAUGCAGAGGACUGUGUGGUCUGCACGGAUGAAUACAUGGGUGGCAGACAUCCAACUAACCCUAAUUUACUCAGCCCAGCAUCAUUUUUCUCCUCUUGGCAGGUAAUCUGUACUCAGUCUGAAGAGUACAACAGUCAACAGUCUUUAUGCAAUGCUACUAGUGAAGGACCUAUACUGCGAAAUCCUGGGAACAAUGACAAAUCAAGGACUCCAAGGCUCCCAUCUUCAGCUGAAGUUGAAUUUUGUCUGUCACUGACUCAAUAUGAAUCUGGAUCCAUGGAUAAAAUGGCCAAUUACAGCUUCCGGAACACUUUGGAAGGCUUUGCUGAUCCACACACUGCAAUAUCAAACAUAUCUCAAAGCGGUUUGCAUAAUGCACUUCACAUCUACAUGAAUGGCUCCAUGUCCCAAGUACAAGGCUCUGCAAAUGAUCCUAUCUUCAUACUACACCAUGCUUUUGUUGACAGCAUUUUUGAGCGGUGGUUAAGAAGACACAGGCCCAUGCUAGAAGUUUACCCAGCAGCCAAUGCACCCAUCGGCCACAAUCGAGAAAAUUACAUGGUCCCCUUUAUUCCUCUUUACAGAAAUGGAGAAUUUUUUGUACCAUCGAGAGAGCUGGGGUAUGACUAUGAGUAUCUGCAAGAACCAGCACUUGAUUCUUUCCAGGAGUUUUUAAUACCAUACCUUGAGCAAGCCCAUCAGAUCUGGCCCUGGCUGGUUGGUGCAGCUGUGAUUGGAGGCAUAGUUACUGCUAUACUCUCCAGCCUCAUCCUGGCCUGCAAGAAGAAAAGAGCAGGAACUUUUCCGGAGAUACAACCCUUACUCACAGAAAGUGAAGAUUACAACAAUAUAUCUUAUCAAUCCCAUUUCUGA